Molecule: messenger RNA, 744 nt
Organism: Fraxinus pennsylvanica
Lineage: Eukaryota; Viridiplantae; Streptophyta; Magnoliopsida; Lamiales; Oleaceae
Source: the annotation of a GenBank genome assembly
AUGGCUUGUUAUAGCCUCUUUUUCUCUUUGAUAUUGCUAUUGGCCGCAGUUUGUUAUGGCCAAGAUGAUUUUGUCUGCUCAAGAGCAACCUAUUACGGCAGCCCCGACUGCCUAGGAACUGCGACCGGAGCUUGUGGUUUUGGUGAAUAUGGAAGGACUUUCUACAAUGGUCAAGUCACUGGAGUGUCCAGGCUUUACAGGCAUGGAAUUGGUUGCGGCGCUUGUUAUCAAGUAAGGUGCAAUAUCCCAACACACUGCAGCGAGGAGGGAACGAAGGUAGUGGUAACGGAUUACGGUGAGGGAGACAGAACAGACUUCAUAUUGAGUACACGUGGCUACGCAAAAUUGGCUCGACCCGACAUGGAAGCAGAACUAUUUGCAUACGGCGUAGUUGACAUCGAAUAUAAAAGAAUUCCAUGUCGUCACGGUCGUAAUCUUUUGCUGAAAGUCCAUGAGAAUAGCAAGUACCCUCUGUACUUGGCCAUAGUACCAUUGUACAAAGGGGGAAUUUAUGAUAUCGUUGCGCUUGAAGUUUGGCAGGAGGAUUACAAGGAAUGGAGGCCAAUGCGCAGGGCAUAUGGAACAGUAUUCGACAUUUCGAACCCACCAAGGGAGCGUCUUAGCUUCAGAAUGCAGAUGGCGAUGGAGGCCAACGAAGAAGCGAAGUGGGUGCAGUUAGCCAGUGCCAUUCCUAGUGAUUGGAAGGCUGGAAUUGAAUAUGACACUGCCUUUCAGCUUAACUAA